Messenger RNA from Arachis ipaensis, 1542 nucleotides. The record is from RefSeq and is a predicted model, not a curated record. Lineage: Eukaryota; Viridiplantae; Streptophyta; Magnoliopsida; Fabales; Fabaceae.
AUGAGUUUGUCAGAUUUGAAGAACAGCAUCUUGGAGAAGCUUGGCGUGUUGGGUAGCAAGUGGGUGAAGAAACUAUUCUACAAGAUUCCCAUGGCGGUUGUCUCGACCGGUGUUCAUUUUGAAACCUUUGCGGUUAAGGCUGAUGAAGAUAUUAGGGUUUUGUUCUACUGUGUAAGGAGUUUUCCGGAGAUCAGAAUCCAUGAGUUGUUCGCGAAGUUGGAGGUUGGUGUCGAUAGUUCUGGGGCAUCCGCUCCAGUUCCUAGCCCAACUGUCGCGGGUGGUGCAUCUAGUUCGAUGCCUGCGGUCAGACCAUAUCUUCCGCCGGUUAGGGUUUUGUUCUACUUUGUAAGGAGUUUUCCGGAGAUCAGAAUCCAUGAGUUGUUCGCGAAGUUGGAGGUUGGUGUCGAUAGUUCUGGGGCAUCCGCUCCAGUUCCUAGCCCAACUGUCGCGGGUGGUGCAUCUAGUUCGAUGCCUGCGGUCAGACCGUAUCUUCCGCCGGUUCAAUCACCUUCGUUUGCGGCUAAUUUAGACCGAACGGAGGUUGUUGGUUCUGUACCUUUGGAGAAUGCAGCAGUCAUUGAGCCUCCCCAUGUUGUGGGCACCGGUGGUGGCCUGGUACCUUAUAUCGAAGACUUUGGUGGACCUGAUCAAGUAGAGAAUGCAAUGCGUGACGAUGAGUCUGACCAGGAGCCUGUUGAUAUCGUAGGUGACAACGACGAUGACACAGGUGGCGAUCCAUAUGUGCAGCAUCGGCCUUCAGGUUCUGGUUCUCAUCAGUACCCUCCACACUUCUCCACACUAAACUUGGAUGCUCUUGGUCAACAGGAAGACGGUGGUAACACAGUGGGGGGAUCUUCUACAGAAUUUCAGAUUGGGCAAUCAUUCCAGAGUAAAGAUGAAGCUGUGCUGAGUGUCAAGGACUAUAGCAUCCGGCGAGGUGUUGAGUACAGGGUCAUCGAAUCAGAUCAUUUGAAGUAUCAUGGAAAAUGCAAGGAAUACGGCAAGAGUUGUAGUUGGUUGAUUCGUGUAGCGCUUCGUGCACGAAAGGGCACUUGGGAGGUUAGGAGGUACAACGGGCCACACACAUGCCUCGCAACUUCUAUUUCAAGUGAUCACCGUCAGCUGGAUUACCACGUUUUCUGUUCGAGGAUUCUUCCUAUGGUUAGGGCAGAUGCUGCGGUUACGGUAAAGGUACUUCAACAAGCGACAGAAGCCGAUUACGGUUUCAGGCCUAGUUACAGGAAGGUUUGGAUGGCUAAGCAGAAGGCAGUGGCACAAAUAUAUGGAGAUUGGGAGGAGUCUUACGCGGAGUUUCCACGUUGGAUGCUAGGGGUCCAGGCGACAAUGCCAGGAACAAUCACGGUGCUGAAGACGUCUCCUGUUCGGAUUGGUGGUGGGGUUGAUGAGUCGACGGUGUACUUUCACCGGCUUUUCUGGACAUUUCCACCCUGUAUCGAGGCAUUCCGGCAUUGCAAGCCCCUCGUCAGUAUUGAUGGUACCCACUUGUAUGGAAGUAUGGAGGGACGCUGCUGUUGGCGAUAG